GAUUUCGCUCCCGCCUACGUCACAUGACGCAGCCCAUCAUGGCGACGGCGGCAGUGGCGGCGGCAAUGCUGCUGCUGGGGCUCCGUGCUCCAGGCAGUGGCUGCUGAGAGGAAGGCGGCAGCGGCGGCGGAGGUAAAAGCCGCAGCCUCAAUAUCGAGCGACAGACUCUGCGACGCGAACGGGAAAGAUGCUGUUUCCGGAGCUGGAGCGUCGGGGGCGGACCAGGAGCCGGGCCGGGAUUUGGGAACAGCGAUUUGUUUUCAGGAGCCGGCGCGGGCGCCGCUGAAGCAGUCGAGGGAGGGAGGGGAGAGCGGAAAGGAGGGAGCACCCGCGGACCGACGGACCGGCACACAGCCUGACCGACAGGCCUAGGGAGCCGGGAUCCAACACCUGCCGGCUCCGGCCGCAGAGACCUCGCCGCAGCUGCCGCCUUCACUUGUUCGAAGGAGAUGCCGGGGCCGCUGGGUGCUCUUCGGCCGCCGACGCCUCGGCCACUGCUCCUGCUGCUGUUGUUGCUGCCGGGCGCCCGGGCCGCGCCACUUCCGCAAACAGGUGCAGGGGAAGCAGCUGCAGCAGAAGUGUCCUUACUUUUUGUGGUUCUGUCUAUAUGCAGUUUACUGACAUUGGUAGUGCUGAUUGUGAACUGUGUAUCCUGCUGUAAAGAUCGAGAAAUAGACUUUAAGGAAUUUGAAGAUAAUUUUGAUGAUGAAAUAGAUUUUACACCACCAGCAGAAGAUACACCCUCUCUUCAGUCUCCUGCAGAAGUUUUUACGCUUUCAGUUCCAAAUAUUUCCUUACCAGUUUCAUCCCAGUUUCAUCCUUCUUCAGAGGGAUUGAAGUCUCAAGUUGCACGCCAGAGUCUAAACUACAUCCAGGAAAUUGGAAAUGGCUGGUUUGGAAAGGUUUUGCUUGGGGAAAUUUACACAGGCACUAGUGUAGCAAGAGUAGUAGUGAAGGAGUUAAAAGCCAGUGCGAGUACAAAGGAGCAAGAUAAAUUUUUGAAAAAUGGAGAGCCAUACUACAUUCUUCAACAUCCAAAUAUUCUUCAGUGUGUUGGACGUUGUGUGGAAGCAAUCCCCUAUCUUCUGGUGUUUGAAUUGUGUGACAUGGGUGACCUAAAAACAUAUUUGUGCAGUGAACAAGAACAUAUUAAAGGAGAUUCACAAAUAAUGCUGCUACAGAGAAUGGCCUGUGAGAUUGCUGCUGGACUUGCCAUAAUGCACAAACAUCAUUUUGUGCAUAGCGACUUAGCCCUGCGGAACUGUUUUCUCACAUCUGAUUUAAAUGUAAAAAUAGGAGACUAUGAACUAGGACUUGGCAAGUACAAGGCGGAUUAUAUUGAAACGGAAGAUAAAAAACUUAUCCCCCUUCGGUGGACUGCACCAGAAUUGGUAACCAGCUUUCAAGAGAGAUUACUAACUGCAGAUCAAACAAAGUUUAGUAAUAUCUGGUCACUGGGUGUAACACUUUGGGAACUCUUUGACCAUGGUGCUCAGCCUUAUGCACACCUUUCUGAUGUCGAAGUUCUCCAGCAGGUCAUAAAAGAGAGGGACACAAAGCUCCCUAAACCACAGCUGGAGCAGCCCUAUUCAGAAAGAUGGUAUGAAGUCUUGCAGUUCUGCUGGUUACCACCAGACAAGAGACCAACAGCAGAAGAAGUACACAGACUACUAACUUAUCUUCGUAUGCAAAGCCAAAGGGACUCUGAAAUUGACUUUGAGCAGCAAUGGAAUGCUCUUAAACCAAAUACCAAUAACAGAGAGACUUCAAAUAAUGCUGCAUUCCCAAUACUUGACCAUUUUACCAGGGAUAGGCUUGGUCGUGAAAUGGAAGAAGUCCUCACAGUAACUGAAACAAGUCAGGGGCUUAGUUUUGAGUAUGUCUGGGAGGCAGCUAAACACGAUCACUUUGAUGAACGCAAUCAGGUCAAUCCUGAUGAGGCCAUGUCAUAUACAAGCAUCUUUUUCCCAGUUGAUGUUUUUGAAAGUUCACUUUCAGAUCCUGGACCAGGAAAGCAAGAUGAAAGUGGCCAAGAUGUGUCACUCAGGGCACCAGGGGUAGUCCCUGUUUUUGAUGCCCACAACCUUUCUGUUGGAAGUGAUUAUUACAUCCAGUUAGAAGAAAAAAGUGGUGGCAGCUUGGAUCUUGAUAACCAAUCAGCAGUUCUCACUACAGAAGUAGAUAAUCCUGAAACUCUAACUGACCACAGUUCCCAAUUUGUGGCACUCAGGGAUCUUGAUGAUGGGGAAUCAAAUACAGAUGGAGAUUUUUUCCACUACACUGGAGACCCUCAAGAUAUUGGUAUACCUGAAGAUUCACAUGUUGUUAGCGUCCCUGAAAGCCCUUUCAGUAAUAUAUUUAAUGAGCUUGACAAAUCAGAGGAUUUGCACAGUCAUCAAAAAAUAUUUGACCUAACAGAACUAAAUGGUAUUCAUGCUGAAUUUAAACCAGCUACUUUGAGCCCAACCUUAGAUGUGCCUAAAGAGACUCUAGUAACUGGCCAUCUAGAGAAAAAGAAUGUCCAUAAUAUUUUUGAUCAUGAUGCUAUUUGCUUAUCUGAAAGUCUUGUCCAUCAAAAUGAUUUUGACCCACUGAAUGUUCAAGAACUGUCAGAAAACUUCUUGUUUCUUCAAGAGAAAAAUUUAAUAAAAGACACAUUGUCUAGGAAAGAACAUGCAUGUGAUCUCCAAACUGAAUUAGAAAAAGCAGGUUUUACAGGGAAUGUGUUAGAAACUUCACAUAGAAAUUCUUUAGACAUUGAGCUUAACUUCAUUGAAAAUAAGUCAACCUCAACUUUGUUACAGGACAGUACAAAAGCUGAAAGUAAAGAAGAGUGCAUAAUGCCUGUAAGAGAAAAUUUGAGUAUCUCAUUGCAGUCUUCUCCAGAGCUGCAAAUAACUUCCAACUCACCCAAAACAGAAGAAAAGGCUUGUGCUGUGCAUCCAGAGUUUAAUCUGUUUCAAGAAGAAGCCAAACCCCCAUGUUUAGAUGUUGUUACCUGUGAUGUUAGCCCCCAAAAAGAAAUAAAUCCAGGCACUAAGACUGCCUUGAUUGAAGUGCUAUCCAGUGAUGCUGUAGCACAGAACAUUGAGGGUGAAUCACAUGACAUUUCCCCCCAAAGCAAAGAGUCCACAGAUAUCACCAAAAGCAAAGCACUUCAUUUUGAUGAAGAAACUGAUUGUAACAUGGGUACAAAAGAAGGGAACCAGGAUUUGGAAAACAAGUCAUCUUUAAGAGACCAUAAUGAUAGAAAUUUGCUAGAGAAAGAACAUGAAACUCUAGGAAUUUCAAAUCAGCUUACUUAUAAAGAAGCACCAAAAGAAGUAGGCUUGAUAUCCGCUCUUUCUUCUGAUUCCACAAGCCAAGACAGUCUCUUGGAAGAUAGCCUCUCAACACCCAUACAGACAUCUGAGCAAUCUGUAGAAACACCAGACUCUUUGGAUUCCUUAGAUGUCCAUGGAGUUUUAGAUUCUUUAGGUACUCAGAGUCCUCAGAAACUUGUGCCCCCUGAUAAACCUGCUGACAGUGGUUAUGAAACAGAGAAUCUGGAAUCUCCAGAAUGGACUUCCCAUGCCACUGUUGAUGAUACUUCAAAUACAGAUGCCACAUUAAUUAAUGAUGGCACUCUUACUGCUUUGCCUCCCAAUCCAGUUAUUGUAAUUUCAGAUGAAGCAGACAGCAACAAAGAUUUUGACUUGACCUCAAAGACUUUAGUAGGCAGUAUUCAAAACUCUUACAGAGACUCUGCCUAUUUUUCAGAUAAUGAUUCUGAGACUGAUAAGAAAAGUGAGGAUGUCACAGGAACAUCAGCGGCAUUGGCCUUAUUUACAAAAGAUCAGCCCCAAAGGGGUUUAUCCAGUACUGAACAGAGUUUCAAUGCCAAGCAAGGUUGUCACAAAGAGAGAGCUAACCAAAGCCCACUAUCUGGUUUGCAAAACACCAAUGAACCAGAGUUACAAAGCAUAUUGGACCCAGAACAGACUGGCACUCCAAGACAGGUUGAUGCAGCUGAAUUGGAGGCUGAAAAUCAUUUGACUCUCAUCCCGAGUUCCGAGUGUAACUAUAGUGAAGAAUUUGACAUUCUAGAUGAUCACUGCUGCAACCGCACUUCUACUGGCACCAAUACUGAUGAAUUACUUGCCUAUACAAAUGCUACCUUUGGUUCUGGAAGCCCUUCAGCAAUGGCAGGGGCCUCCUUUUCAACAGAUUUGAUGGGAGAUAAAGCCUUGUCCUAUUCUGAGGGUCCUAAAUUGAAGGAGCCAGAUAUUGAAGGAAAAUACCUGGGGAAACUUGGUGUUUCAGGAAUGAUUGAUAUUUCAGAAGAUGGAAUAGAUGCAGAUGAAGAAGAUGAAAAUAGUGAUGAUUCUGAUGAUGAUCUGAGAGCUUUCCAUCUUCACAGUCUCAGUUCCGAAUCAGAGGAUGAAACAGUACAUCCAGUGCCAGUGAUACUGAGUGAUAAUGAUAAUGGAAAACACUUAAGGAGUUUGCUGAAAUUGCCUACAUCUGUUGGAAGUGACAAGCCACCUGAUAAUUGGAGAAAAGAUAAGAAGGCAGUAACAUUCUUUGAUGAUGUCACAGUCUAUCUUUUUGAUCAGGAAACACCAACCAAAGAGCUAGGACACCGUGGAGCAGAAGCAAAUAAUCCAGAAUCUAAUAGUCCAACACCAUUAUUAGGUCCAAAUUACUUGAGCAGAUUUACAAACUCAGAAAGUUCAACUGAUGAAGAAGGUGGAGGUUUUGAAUGGGAUGAUGACUUCUCUCAAGAGUCUUUUAUGUCAAAAACAGCAGAUAACCUUGGUUCCAAGCCCUCUCUUCAAACAUCAAAGUACUUUUCUCCACCACCACCAUCUCGAAGUAUUGAACAAAGUUGGUCACAUUCAUCGCCUUAUUCCAGGUUUUCUAUCUCUCCUGCCAACAUUGCAAGUUUUUCUCUUACACAUCUUACAGAUUCAGAUAUUGAACAAGGAGGAAGCAGUGAAGAUGGAGAAAAAGAUUAAGUGGGUAAAAGACUUUUUGUAUCAGAAACUGCUCAUACAAGACAGCAUGCCCACACUGAUGGCCUACACGGUGUAAAUACUGAUAAACACGGUUGUGUUCAGAGCCACUGUAUGUAGGCUUCUGCCCGGAGUAGGAAGAAGAGAAUCAAGAAACACAGGAAAAAAAAAUGUUGAAUCAGGACUUUUGAUGUGUAUUUGUAAUGUGUGUUUUUAAUCAGUGCAAUUUGCUUUUCAUUUGGAAGAGAUGAAUCUACAGCUGUUUUAAAAAAAAAACUUGAAGUAUUAAUUCUUCAGGCAAUUGUUAUUUGUAAUAAACUUGUAAAGCAGUUACACAACCUUCUGGUUAUGUAUGGGAUUGUAUCAUAUUCUUUUUAUAUUUUUCCAUGUAGUUUAUUCUAUUUGAACCUACACCUGUCAUAGAAUUAUAUAUAAUUGUGUCUGUACAACAGGUGGCUGUGUCACUGAAACCGUAUGAAUGAUAGUUGGUCAGUAGUGAGCCAUAUUUAUUCUUGGGGGAGGGGGGAAAGAUCACUAAAUACAUAUUACCUUGCUUUCUGUAAUUGCACUAUGGAUGUAUGUUCCCAGAUUCCCCAUUGUACAGAAUCAGAAUCAUAAAUUAUUCAAGGAAAAUAAAGCAGGUGGGGCUAGAGCUGUUCUCUAGUUUGAUUUCUCCUGUUUUAUAUUUUAUUUGCUAUGCAUGGUACUUGUAAAAUUUAAAUGAGUGUUAUGCUGUUGUAGAAUUUGCUGGUAUCUUACACCCAGUACCAUUUUUCAAAAUGAUAAAUGAUUCUGAAUGUUACAGUGUUCAUAUCUUUAUAGGAAAUAUUUUCAAGGAGUCUGAAAACACUGAUCUGGGUUGCUAACUGAAUAAAAAUGCAUUUUCCUUUCUUCUCCUAGAGCAACUUUGAUAUAAAAUAGGCUACUUUCCAAAUAUUUGAAGGGGCUUUCCACUCCUGAUUCUUGUUUGUUUCUGAAGGGACAUGGAAAUGAUUUCACUCCUAAUAAGCUCCCUGGGCUAAAAAUUAAAGCAAGUAAGUAAAGUAAAGGCUGGCCCCAACCAAAUUUCUUAGCUUGUAUUCAUUAGAUUUGAGAUCAUUAAGUCAGGUACUUCAUAGUAAUAUCAUGAAGUUUUUCCAAAAUUUAAUUGAAAAGACCAGACUUUUAUAUUGACAGCUUCACUUACCUUUGCUUUUAGAAAGGCAGACAUGCCAGAAAUGAAAAUGGGAAACAUUUCGCCUAAAAUCUCUCCACCCUAAAAUAAGUCCAAGUUGAUUGCUGCUUACCUACACUCCAUUGACACUUGAUGUGAGCAGCCAAAUGAGUCAGCAGCCUCCCAAGAUGAGCCUGGUUGACUCCAAGUAGUUCUCCUGAUUAGUGUGGUAGUCAGCCCAUGGAAUGAGUAAUAUGGUGCAGUUUAGCAUGACAGCUGGCUUUAAAAUUUUUUUUUGCUAUAACAGAUCCUUCGGGUAUUUCUGUUAUUGACCUGGGCACAAAGAAGUCAUUCUCUUCUUUCUUUCUUUUUAAAGCAGGGAUUUGGGGAAAUUUGCCACUAGAUGGGCAUGACCGUAAGCUGGCCCCAGUGCUCAUGGGACUGGAUAUUUCCUCAUGGAAUAAGUCACAGUGCUGCUUUUUUGUUGUUUAAAAGCACUUGAUUUUUAAGAGACUGGAAUGCUUCAGAAAUAGCUUUGUUGUGAUUGUGCAGAGAAGGAGUAAAGGGGCUUCUAGGACUCAAAACGGACAAUGUUUACUUUUGAAACUCGAUAGUGGCCACAGGUAAGCCUAGUGUUCAGCUUCCCCAAAUGCAUUGUUUACAGUUGCCAAAAAGAUGCAGUGAUAUUGUGCUGAGUGAAGAAUCAGGUUCAUGGUGAAGCCAUUUAUCAGAAGGGAAAGUUUGCCAAACAGUAGCUUAGUUGAUGCCAUAGAACAUUGUUCUUUUAUGUCAAGUAUUCUUAAGAUCCAAGUAGAAAAAGCCUUACUGUCUUUAGUAAGUGUAUUUUAUGGUCUCCACUACACUAAUAGCUUUGAAAACAUUGUAGGGCACACUCUGACUAAAUGUUUAAAAACAAAAAAUAUAUAUAUACAUAUAUAUAUUUAAAAUCAGUAGGCCAGAGCACUUUUGAUCUCAAUUCAUUAAUGCAAAUUUUUACAAAAUCUCUAAGUUUAUAUAGUAAAAUUAUGUACACAUCAACUAAUUUCUUGUUGUAGCAUUAAAUUUCCAGAGGGGGAAAAAUUCAAAAUAGAGACUGUGACCCUUUUUUAAACCACUACUUGUUGUGUACACUAGACCCUUGCAAGAGUCCUCAAAGAGCAUGAAACCUUAUUUCAGAAACCAUAUUCACGUGUGCAUGCAUGUGCUUGCGUGUGUGUGUGUGUGUGUGUGUGUGUGUGUGUGCGCGCGCGCGCGCUUUCUUUUAAAUCACAGGGCAUUACAGAAUGAUUAUGCCAAAAUUAAACCUCAACUGAAUUUCUUGCUAUGGAGACUCCUUGAGUAUUAGUAAUAAAUGAAAUGUUUUCUAGCGAAACACUGACCUAAAGCAAGUCCAAAAUGGGAGGCUGCUCUACUUAUUUUACAAACUAUGAAAAUUCAGCUUGAGCUGCUGACAUCAGACAACUUACACAAACACUGAUUAGAGCACCUGCUGACACAUUGCGCUGGGUGCUGGGGAUUCAAAGACCAAAUAAAAAAACAUGCCCCUCCCCCAACAAGGUCAGCCCAGCAAGGUUUUUCUUCAAACUUGUAGGCAAUUUCUUUUUCUCCGUGUAUAAAGAGCAUAGCUCCUAUUUAGUAGAUUUUUUUUAAAAAAAUAGUACUACCCUGAGCCUAAAUGAUAUGUAACUAGUUGCCAAACAUGCAUUUUUCUAUGAUCAAUUUAGAUUGGAAUUUUGGGGGAAAUCUUAUUGUCUUAGGAUAUGAAAGGUAGAAUUUAUUUACUAAUUGUGUGUUAACAUACAUUUUUGACCUUUCAAGCAAUACACAAUAAAUGGUUCAAUAAAAUAGAUUUACAGUUGUCAAUUCUGUAUAUUUGGAAAUAGCAGCAUGUAGUUCAUUGUUCAAAUUUAGUUGGGGUUUUUUUUGGUUAUGAGCAGUAGGAUUUUUUUAAAGAGUUACUUGUUCUAAAACAGAUUAUGCAAUUGAAAGUUAAACCAUUGGGAUUCUUCAGAUUAUAGAUAGACUUGGCUUAUAAUACUUGAUCCACAACAAAUAUUUAUUCCUAAACUUCCUUUUGAUGGUCUAAAAAGUAUCCAAUUUUAGAUUGCAUCAUAGUUUUCAGUGAUUUAUUGCUGAAUAGCUGGAUUCUAUCAAUUAAACCCCAUAAUAUCUACCCUUUUAGCUUUUGUCACCUAGUUAACCGAUUUUCUCAGAUGACCCCAUUAUCAGCCUAAAAUAGAAAUUCGUAAAAAGUGCUUCCAAAGUCUCUAAUAACCUGAUUUAAUGUGUAUAAAUUAGGCCUUCAGGGGAAAUAAACUACAAAUGUGUUUAAUUUGAAACAGAACAUUUGGUAUGUUUUUUAGACAUGCAGGUGGAUGGGUAACCAUUUCUGUAGAAAUGGGCUUAUCCAGGAAAGGUUGUUGUAUUUCUGCUGCGCUAAAAAUCCUUUCAAGCCACUUCCUUUUAUCAACAUUUUGAAUAGUAAAUUUCUAGGAUUUUGUGAAUCGGUUUUCGUGUGUGUGUGUGUGUGUGUGUGUGUGUGUGUGUGUGUGUGUGUGUGUGUGUGUGUGUGUGUGGAGUGGCUUGGCUAGUUUUAAACUAUGUACUAAGCACUUCAUUGAAAACUUCAAAAGUGAAUCAAGUGUUAUAAUUCAUUGUUUGGAUAUGGUAAUGGGUAGCAUCAAAAUAUAUUAGCCUUAUGAGAAACAGCCUUAAAAUAAGAAUGGGGUAUACAAAAUAACUUCAGCUUUAAGUCACAAAAACAUAUUCUAAGAUUUAAUGGUAUUGAUUCAAGUCUUUGAUUUGGGGGGGGAAAGAAUUGCUGUAAUAAAGAGGACCUUAAAGAUGUGUUGACAGUAUUUGCAAUACCAGCAGCCUGUUAAAGAUACGUUUGAAUGACUUAAAAUAAUUUGGUUUUGUUUAAUAAGUUGUUCAGAUUUGCACAGGCCUAGGUGUAACUUGAUAAUGGUACUGAUGUAUAUAUAAUGUUGAAUUCUAUUUGUAAAUGAAGAAUUAUAUAAUAAAAUCAUAGGUAUGAGGGUUUUCAUAUUGUAAUUUAAUACAGGUAUGGUUUAUGGCAAUAUCAUAGUUGAUGAAAUUUCAGAUCAAAUUGUCUUUAAAUUGUGUACAUUUUUAAAUUGUAAGAUUUCUACUGUAUAUUGAUCAUGCAUAGUGUGAUUCAAUAAAAUGCUUGUAAUUUAAAAACUAUUUAAUAUUCCAAAUAAAAAUAUAGUUAUAUAUUUAUAA
Monodelphis domestica (gray short-tailed opossum) is the source of this 9393-nucleotide messenger RNA. It is a transcript of the gene LMTK2, whose product is annotated as lemur tyrosine kinase 2. Gene Ontology annotation, biological process: protein phosphorylation. The record is from RefSeq and is a predicted model, not a curated record. Gene Ontology annotation, molecular function: ATP binding; protein kinase activity. Lineage: Eukaryota; Metazoa; Chordata; Mammalia; Didelphimorphia; Didelphidae.